UCUCUCUCUCUCUCUCCGGAAAUGGAUUCUGUAAAAGGGAACUGCCUUGGAUACGCGGCAAGAGAUUCAUCUGGGGUUUUAUCACCUUUCCAUUUUAGUCGCAGGGCCAUUGGAGUUGAUGACAUUUCAAUUAGUAUUACUCACUGCGGAGUUUGUUACGCCGAAGUCGUAUGGACUAGGAACAAAUUUGGAGAUGCAAACUAUCCUGUUGUGCCUGGGCAUGAGAUUGUUGGAUUAGUGAAAGAGGUGGGGUCAAAUGUGAAGGGCUUUAAAGUUGGGGACCAUGUUGGAGUGGGAACUUACGUGAAUUCGUGCAGAGAUUGUGAAUACUGUAACGAUGGAUUUGAAGUUUAUUGCUCAAAGGGUGCUGUCUUCACUUACAACCAUGUUGAUGUGGAUGGUACCAUCACUAGAGGAGGAUUUUCCACUUACGUUGUUGUUCAUCAGAGGUACUGCUUCAAAAUACCAAAAGAUUACCCAUUAGCAUCGGCGGCGCCAUUGUUGUGUGCUGGGAUUACUGUUUACUCCCCAAUGAUUCGCCACAAGAUGAACCAACCUGGAAAAUCACUUGGUGUGAUCGGGCUCGGAGGUCUGGGCCACAUGGCCGUGAAAUUUGGGAAGGCUUUCGGGCUGAACGUGACUGUAUUCAGCACCAGCAUAUCCAAGAAAGAGGAGGCCCUGAAUCUGCUUGGAGCUGACAAAUUUGUGAUCUCAACUAAUCAACAAGAGAUGCUGGAAGUAUCAAAGUCAUUGGACUUCAUAAUUGACACUGCAUCCGGGGCUCACCCAUUUGAUCCAUACAUGUCUCUGUUGAAGACUGGAGGUGUCCUAGUCUUGGUGGGUGCCCCAGGCGAAGUGAAGCUCAGUCCCAUAAGCCUUAUUCUCGGUAUGAAAUCAAUUUCGGGGAGCGGGUCAGGUGGUACAAAGGAUACAAAAGAAAUGCUAGAGUUCUGUGCUGCCAACAAGAUUUACCCAGAGAUUGAAAUCAUCCCAAUUCAGUACGUGAAUGAAGCUAUCGAGAGGUUGAUAAAAAGCGAUAUCAAGUACCGCUUCGUGAUCGACAUCGAGAACUCCCUAAAGUGAAAGAAAAUCCUCAAGAAACUUUCCAACUUCGCUGUGUCCACAAGAUCCCAUCUUAUCAUGCCGUAAUAGUAGCUAUUUUAGGCUCAAGUAAACUGAAUAAUUCAUCCCGUUGACACGAAUUAGAGGUUCAUUGAGUCCCGAUACGGUUUUUUCUUUUGACUUCCCAUGUUUCGCGUUUUUCAGUUUUCCCACUUGUUUCCUCUCUAUUUUCAUGCAUAUCUUUUUGUCUGGGUGAAACAAUUGCUUUGUGUUGCUUCAAAAUGUGUGUGGAUAAGGAGGUUUUUACAAGUAAAGUUACAUCAGAUUGAAUGGGUGAGACCUUCACUUCUAAAAGGCUGCUAUUGCUAUAUCUUACUAUGAAGCUCACAAUUCAGCACUCUAAUAAUGUAGCAGUAAGCAAGCUUCAUCUCUUGAGUACUUCAAAAAGGCUGCCAUUGAGUAGGGUAGCUUCACGAUGGAGCCCACGAGAAACCAUGACGAAUGAAAUAGGUAGGGCGGCAACAAUCCCCUAGCCGUAAUCCCCCGGAGGAAGAAAACUAACCAAUACGGAACCAAAUUCAUCAUCUCCGAGUAUGUAACUGAAGACACAAAAGGCAGGGCAUUAUGGACUCAAUCCACAAGCUUUACUCGGGUCCAGGAGGUUUCCAGGGCUUCCCUUGGUAAGAAGCUAUAAGCUACAAUACACAUUUGGUACAAGCUCCUCCUUAAGCUCUCUAAUGCUUCUUCCAGAAUUCAAACUAACAUCCUACCUCCAAUGGAAAAGUUCCUUCCUGCGCUUAGAUUUCCUUGCGCACACGCGGCAUUCAGCGCCAGGAAAGUACCACGCCUACCUAUAUUGUUUACCAGUUCAGGAACUGUGUUUCUGUUUAAUUCAGACACAUAGGAUGUGUCACUUAAAGGAUUGGGAUACGACUCACCAAUGCUGUAAGAAUAAGAUGCGACAAGAACAAUGUUCUCAGUUUUCUAAUGUCAAAUUGUUCAUUUUUUCAGCAAAACAAGUCAAGCUCCCAAAUCCAAGUCACAACUACACUGGUGUUGAGCAAAAAGCAUUUAGAAAAUGAAAACCCAACACGACAUUUAUCCACACUCGAUUAUCCAAACCAAGUUCUUUGUUAUCAAGUUCCACGAAUCACUCGAGAUUCCUUAUCGCACUUCAAGGCUCCUCGAUACAAUACUCGCUAGUCGCGUGAAUUUUACUUUCCUUUGCAUUCUCAAAACUGCCAAAGUCCGAGUUGC
Rhododendron vialii is the source of this 2319-nucleotide messenger RNA. Its product is annotated as probable cinnamyl alcohol dehydrogenase 1. The coding region runs from base 22 to 1083 and encodes 353 amino acids. The transcript has 6 exons. The record is from RefSeq and is a predicted model, not a curated record. NCBI's taxonomy places the organism in Eukaryota, Viridiplantae, Streptophyta, Magnoliopsida, Ericales, Ericaceae. Gene Ontology annotation, molecular function: oxidoreductase activity, acting on the CH-OH group of donors, NAD or NADP as acceptor; zinc ion binding.